UGCGCAUGCGCACUAAUACGCAAUGACGUGGGUAAACAACCAUUUGGACAUUUAAAUGUUCGACUGUCAGACGAAACACGAAGCAACUAUGAUGAAGCAUGACCUCAUGAGGACGCCGCCCGUCUUCUUCCUCUGUAAAGGACAAUCGUCCCUGACGUCCUCUGGCGACACUCUGCCUCAAAACUUUGCAGAAACUCUGCCAACAGAGAUGAGUGUGAAGAUCUUUGAGGAGCUGGACACAGUGAGUCUCUGCAGCGCCUCACAGACCUGCAGACUGUGGCGAGACAUAAUCCAGGAAAGUGAGCAGCUGUGGAGGACACAGUGUCUUCUGAUCAGAGCUGUGUGUCAGAGGGAAGUCGAUGGUGACAGGAGGGACGGCCUGUCCUGGAAGGUGACUCUGGUGAAGAACUACACUCGCAGCUGUGUGAAGAAAGACUGGUUGAAAGGACGCUACAGUCAUGUGACGUCAGCAGAGCAGCUGAUUGGUCGGAGGAUGACGGCGCUGGAUGCUGAGGCAUGGGGAGACAUCCUGCAGGCUGAGCUGGACAGAUGAUGGACAUUUGGACAUUUUAUUCUUUACAACUGUAAAAAUUGUGACUUUUUUAUGAAAAAUGAAAAUAAUUUAAAUGAAUGUGAGUUUGUACGUUUACUGUAAACAUUAAUAUAAAGUUUGUACAAUUACUGUAAACAUUAAUAUUAAGUUUAUAUGUUUACUAUAAACAUUAAUAUUACUGCACAAGAA
Molecule: messenger RNA, 742 nt
Organism: Solea senegalensis (Senegalese sole)
Lineage: Eukaryota; Metazoa; Chordata; Actinopteri; Pleuronectiformes; Soleidae
Product: F-box only protein 48
Exons: 3
Coding region: 56-553 (165 amino acids)
Biological process (GO): SCF-dependent proteasomal ubiquitin-dependent protein catabolic process
Cellular component (GO): SCF ubiquitin ligase complex
Molecular function (GO): protein binding
Source: RefSeq, a predicted model, not a curated record